AGGCCAAGGGCACAAAAGGGGACUCUGGGCUCAGGCCCAGUGUCAGUUACCUGAUCACGAGAGGAGAAGGAAGAGGAGGGACAGCCCCCCUCUUGCAAGCGCCUCUCGAUUCUUUUGAACAGAGAGUGGAGGAGCACCUGGAAGAGACCUUGGUGUUCCUCAACCAGACGACAGGAGACGGCAGAGAGAGACCGGGCUCACACAGGGCUGACCAGCGAGUCAGGGGGCUCUACGCCUCAGGGCUCUGGCCCUGUGUUGCAAACUAGUCUCACUUCUGCCUCAGAACCAGUGAAGGAGCACCUGGAAGAGACCUUGGUGUUCCAACGACAGGGACCCACUACUGACAGUCACCAUGUCAGACUCGGAAGAGGAGGCCCCCGAAGGGAGGGAGCAAGCAUGCCUGCUGUGUCAGCGACCAGACACUGACUCGGACAUCUGCGGGGAAAAACUCUACAUACAUGGGCUCUGUGCCCAUGAGUUCUGCCUGUAUUUUGCCAGCAACUUUCCUGAACGCCCGGUUCAUCGAGUAGACAUCUGGGGUCUUCACGCAUGGGAGAUCCGAGCUGUAGUCUCCCAGGCGGCAGAGCAGAGCUGCUGCAUCUGUGGCGAGAGCGGGGCCACCAUCUCCUGCUGUGAAAGAGACUGUGACCUGAACUUCCACCUGCCCUGUGCCAAGCAGGGACGCUGUGUCACCCAGUUCCACAGACCAUUCAGGGCCUUCUGCACCACACACAGCCCAGAACAGGCAGUGGAGGCGACUCCAGAGCCGGGCACCGAAUGCCUCAUCUGCAUGGAGCCUGUGGAGCACAGAAAGACUUUUAAUACCAUGGUGUGCCCAGCCUGCAAAACCGCCUGGUUCCACAGGGACUGCAUCCAAGGACAGGCUAUGCAUGCUGGUUUUUUCUCCAUCCAGUGCCCCCUCUGCAGAAAUGAUAACGCAUUUAUCAGAGAUAUGUUAACCAUGGGGAUCCGAAUCCCCUUGAGACCACCAUCAUGGGAGGGCCUUAAUGCAUUCACUGAGCUGGGAGACAGACACAGGCGCUGCGAUGCCACUAAGUGCCUUUUUCCAAGAGGCAGGCAGGCGGCAGAGGAGGAGGGGCCCUGGGAACUGCUUCUGUGCUCCUCCUGUGCUGCCGAGGGCACCCACAGGUACUGCUCUGGCCUGAGGCACAGUAUAACCAGCUGGGAAUGUGAUGGCUGUGCUGGCCUGGGCACAGCUCCCCGAGAUGAGUCGGAGCUUGCUGCUGUCAGCGUGGCCAGACAGUCUGGACUGGAGCCUUCUGACGGCUCCAGAGAAGCCGAGACCAUCAGCCCCAACACAGGCAGCCUGGUGCUAUCAGGGCUGUCUCCUAGUUCUGCACCACUGGAGACCAUCAGCCCCAGCACCAGUGUACCUGUGCCAUCUCCCGGAACUUCAGCACCACAGAACAGACACCACCGUACCAACCGCCAGGCAACAUCGGAGCAGUCUCUGGAAUCUUCCUCACAGGAGACGAGCAGCUCCAGCCCUGACAGUCAG
Molecule: messenger RNA, 1519 nt
Organism: Corapipo altera (White-ruffed manakin)
Lineage: Eukaryota; Metazoa; Chordata; Aves; Passeriformes; Pipridae
Product: PHD finger protein 7-like
Exons: 9
Cellular component (GO): nucleus
Source: RefSeq, a predicted model, not a curated record